Stylophora pistillata is the source of this 1089-nucleotide messenger RNA. RefSeq names its product E-selectin. The record is from RefSeq and is a predicted model, not a curated record. Lineage: Eukaryota; Metazoa; Cnidaria; Anthozoa; Scleractinia; Pocilloporidae.
AUGAAUUGUAACAUCUUUAGUUGUGAUAUGCCCUACUCUCGACACGGAUGCAAUGGGAAUGUAACAGAAUACCCCUAUAGCACAGAGUGUCAGUUCUCCUGCAGUGAAGGCUAUAAACUCAUCGGUUCCGGCUUGAGAAAAUGCCAAGACAAUGGGCUCUGGAGCAGAGGAGGGGAAUUCUAUCGCGAGAUUGUCACCUGCCCAGUGUUGUCACUACCGACCUAUGGUGUAUUCUUGGGAUGCAACACUAAUGCGACGGAGAUGUUAUAUGGCACGGAAUGCUGGUUCUCUUAUAAGGAAGGAUCUGUAGCAAUGGGUUCAAUAGUGAGGAGAUGUACGGCAAAUGGAACCUGGACUGGAACAGAUCUUGAGUGUACAGUAUCGAGGCGUCUGUUCAACUCUCCUCGUCUUUUGGUUUCAACGCGUCGCAGCAUAAUUGUUGUAAACUUUGAAAACAACUCAAGCCUCACAGUCAUUUCUAAUUUGAGAAGUACUUGGGGUUUAGACUUCCAUUACAACUUGGACUACAUAUUUUGGAGUGACUUGUCAGAACGAAACAUCAAGCGUUCGAAUAUGGACGGUACCAACAUUGCAGUGAUCCAAAACUAUGUGUACAGUUAUGGGCUAGCAGUGCAGUGGAACUCAUUGCAGUUGUAUUUGGCAGAUUUCAACAAUCACAGCAUAUCAGUGUCAGAUCUCGAGGGAAAUAACAGAACAACUGUCCUUUCUACAUUUCAGCCUUUUGAAAUUGUUUUAGACCCACACCAAGGAAUGAAUCAGGGCCUUUUUGACAGCUAAAGGCCCCCAACAGAAUCAGAAUAGCGUUUCUGUCCUGGUCAUUUUAUCGGUCGUCUCGACAUCGCUCGGAUCUCUUCUAGCUUGCUGUCUGUCAGAUGCUGUACAUUCCAUUGACAAACUCGCAAACCUUUUAGGCUCUAAGAUUCACCGGGACCAGGCUGGAUUCCUACAUCAUUGGUCAGCUGCAUGGGUAGUGGUGAGACAGGCAUCGAGCAUUCAUCGGCAGCCGAAGAGAACUCGCGUUUAGUUUGAAACGAGUCCAUUCGAUCUCGUCGCACUGGAGUUCGUGUU